Messenger RNA from Amaranthus tricolor (Joseph's coat), 1011 nucleotides. RefSeq lists its product as uncharacterized. NCBI's taxonomy places the organism in Eukaryota, Viridiplantae, Streptophyta, Magnoliopsida, Caryophyllales, Amaranthaceae. The record is from RefSeq and is a predicted model, not a curated record. The transcript is spliced from 2 exons. The coding region runs from base 1 to 1011 and encodes 336 amino acids.
AUGCUGCAACAACCUCAUACUGACCCUCUGGUGAUCACCCUCAAAAUUGGGCAAAUGAAAUUCAAGAGGGUACUCGUAGAUACUGGGAGCACGGCUGAUCUCAUAACAAUGGAAUGCCUGAGAAAAAUGAAGUUCAAAGAAAAGCACUUACAACCCCUCGACAAACCGCUGAUCGGGUUUGGGGGAAGUCAGAACCGUGCCCAUGCGAUUCACGGUGGUGGAUCUCACCUUUCCCUACAACCCUAUCAUGGGGCUCCACUCAUCAACAAAAUCAAAGCCGCGAUCUUCCCUCAUCAACUCCUGCUACAAUUCGAGCGGGAUGAUGGACAAGUGGGUAUCCUCAAAAACGAGGAGCUUCCAUCACCCCCUCCAAAAAGGGAAAGGGAAGAAGACUCCCCGACUGUCAUGAAUGUGUAUCUGGAGAACCCUAAUACGCACGAAAGGCCUCCCCCCGUAGAACGAUACGAGGAGGUGGACAUAUUUGAAGGAAAACGCAUCAAAGUAGGAAAAGAUCUCUUUGGCCUAGUCAAACAAGAUAUCAUGGCCACCCUUACUGAGUUCCGCGACGUCUUUGCUUUUUCCACGGAAGAAAUGUCUGGCAUUCCUACAAGUGUCAUGUGCCAUAAACUAGAUAUAAAACCAGGCUACAAACCCGUGAAACAAAAGCUGCGACAUCAAGAAAGAGAGCGGAUAGAGGCCGCCCGAGAAGAAGUGGAGAAAUUGCUGAGAGCCGGAUUCAUCAAAGUUGGCAAAUACUCCGAUUGGCUCUCAAACGUCGUCCUCGUGAAAAAAUCAAAUGGCAAGUGGAGGAUGUGCGUUGACUUCACGGAUCUGAACAAAGCAUGCCCCAAGGAUGAUUAUCCUCUUCCAAAGAUAGAUCGUUUGGUAGAUUCCAUAGCAGGCCACGCUCUAUUGAGUUUCAUGGAUGCUAACGCUGGCUACCAUCAGAUUCCCUUGGCCGCAGAAGACCAGCCACACACGGCCUUCAUUACGAAUGCUGGAGUAUACUAA